AAACACCCUCAAACAAAGCAAAUCAAAAAACCCUCUAUAAUUUCAACAGUAUCCAAAUAAUGUCUUCCUCAAGGUCGAUUAAAAAUUCAUGUUCAUUCCCUUUACUUCUCCUUUCUUGCUUAAAUUUCACACUCUGCAUCCUCUCGUUGGCGUCAAUCGCGCCCGUAAUUCUUCUUAAAACGCCGCCAACUUCGCUAGGUUUCGCACUUCUAACAGUUUCUUGCAUCUCGCUUCUUUCGUCUUUUAUCGGCUUCUACUCCCAAUGCAAUCAGUUUUUCUUCAUGACCCACAUUUCGCUUCUCUUCGCCUCUUUAGUCGGUCAAGUGUUGAGUAUUUUAGCAUUGUUUACGAGAGAAAGCUCGAGUCUUUCAAUGCUUAAAUCGCCCCGAGACCCGAGAGAAGCAAAGGUUUUAGUGAGAUUAGAAUGUGGGAUCUUAAUGGCAAUGUUGAUAAUGCAAUUGGUGGUUUUAGCAAUGAGUUGCAUAGUGCAUAGCUGUUGGGUUAGAGAGUAUGCAGGUUUAGAGAUAGAGAGAGAAGCUACUGCUAAGAAGAGAAGUAGAAGAAUUGCAAGAGUUCAAGAGGAAUCAAUGGCUAAUGCUGCUAAAAUUGCUGAGGUUAAAAAUAAAGAAUUUGAUGCUAAAAUGGAGAAUAAGUAUGGAAAGUGGACUAAAACUGAAUUUGAAGGAUGAAUUUGGUUCAUUUGAUUUAGACAUUUUAAAUAAUGUGAUUUCUCAUAUUAUGUACUUGUUUUGUCUUUUUUUCUUCUUUUGCUUUUGGGUCACUACUGUAGUGGCUAUUGUAUAGUAUUGCACCAUAAUGUGUUGUUUGUUUCUCAAGAUAUUUGAAUUUAUUCCCAUUUGAGUGAAA
Messenger RNA from Mercurialis annua (annual mercury), 867 nucleotides. RefSeq lists its product as uncharacterized. Bases 60 to 689 code for a protein of 209 amino acids. The record is from RefSeq and is a predicted model, not a curated record. The transcript has a single exon. Lineage: Eukaryota; Viridiplantae; Streptophyta; Magnoliopsida; Malpighiales; Euphorbiaceae.